UUUAAACUUAGCUCUUACAUUUCCCUUCACAAUAGUCCAACCAACUGGUAAUAAUUAAAUAACACAUGUUUGUUUUAGUUAGCCGCUAAAAAUGAAAGGUAUGCGGUACAUCCUUUUGCAUUUAUCUUUUCAUUUUCAAUGUAUUUCUGUCUCUUAAGUAGUUGGACUUAGGUAUAUAAUAAGUUUAUAAUGAGCUUAUUCGUGAACUUUACGUGAUGUCUUCUUAGUCUGAAACUGCUUUCCAUCAUUUGCUUUAGCAUAUUUAUUCAACGAUGCAAUUCCUUUUCAGUCUUUUUAUGAGAAAUGUCACACCGUGGAACAGUAUUAUUUACUGCGUAACGUUUCGGGCAUAAUUUAUUGUCCAUCUUCAGAUCAGAUUUGUGCAAAUGGAUUGAGUUUUUUGAAGCAGCUGGUGUUCCGGCCAAAGUCAGAGAAACAUAUGCUGGAAUUUUCGUGGAACAUCGUAUUAGCAAUACAGUACUCGCUGAUUUGGACAAAGACCACCUUAAAGAUAUGGGAAUCACAGUCAUUGGUGAUAUUAUCUCCAUACUGAAGCAAUGUAAAAAGAUAAGACACGAGUUGUCAGUUACGCCUGCUCCUGUUGUUACGUCAACUACAUCCAAGGAAUGUUCAUUUGAAGAUAAGAAGCCAACCCCCAAAAAUGUUGAUGUUUUAGUUCCAGUGUCUCGCCGGAUGAAUCCUGAAGUUGAGGGGAAAUAUGUUGUUAAGAUGCCUAAGGGAACAACACCAAAAACACAAAAGAUUCUCGCCUCCCUCAAGCAGAAAGCAAACACGAAAUCUGUUCAACGGGAAGUCAGUAAAACCACUAAAACAAUUGAAUCUCCGGUCUCUUCCACUUUUGGAGAUAGUGAUGCUGAUGAUUCUGAUAAUUAUCGCGUUAUCAUCUCUAAACCGAGCAACACUAAUCCUAAUUCUGGUGAUUCAGUAUUCAAUCGCUUAGGUAACACCAUAAAUAGACAAGAAUCUCCUACAAGUGUUCUUAUUAAAAGAACAGAUCCUCUAUGUACUGUGCAACGUUUGAUUCGUUGGAACCUUAGUGAAGAUAGUUUUUGUCCAUCUUUUCGUGCUUUAACGUCGCCUGGAGACACGUUUAGCUCACCAGAAGAGUCCAUGGACUUUAAAGUUGUCAGACAAGUUUGUACACCGGUGAGCACUUUUCCUCCACCGAUCAAAGUAAAGAGAGCUCUUAAACGGCAUGCUUCUGAUACAGUUUUCAAUCGUCUAAGUUCACCUUCCACUAUUAUUCAACCGGAUAAUGAUCAACUUUCUUAUAAAGGAGUUCUUAAAAAAUCUAGAGUACAAUCGCCUAAAUUUAAAAAUGAUUCAGUUGUAACAAAUUCUAUGAAAAAUUCUCCUCAAUCUUAUUCUGAAGGUGUUUUUGGCCAAGGAUAUAUACCAAAAAUUUCUGUGAAGAAUCGUUUGGGUAACAGACCAGUGAAAGGUGGUGCUUCAGUUCAUUCUAGACUUGGUCGAGUAUCUAACCCGAUAUGAACAAUUUGACUUUCAUCAUUUCCAUUGGUCUUGAUGUAUAUAUGCAUACAUAUUCUAUACCUCAUGAAAUAUACUUUUGUUGAUUUCUUGUUCUUUUAAUACUUUAUGGAAUUAGAAUUUUUGUAAGGAGUUAAGAAAGCAAAAUUAUCAACACAAUAAACUUGUUUCUGC
This is a messenger RNA of Heterobilharzia americana, 1683 nucleotides long. The record is from the annotation of a GenBank genome assembly. Lineage: Eukaryota; Metazoa; Platyhelminthes; Trematoda; Strigeidida; Schistosomatidae.